Molecule: messenger RNA, 4114 nt
Organism: Myxocyprinus asiaticus (Chinese sucker)
Lineage: Eukaryota; Metazoa; Chordata; Actinopteri; Cypriniformes; Catostomidae
Product: RNA-binding E3 ubiquitin-protein ligase MEX3C-like
Exons: 3
Coding region: 168-1790 (540 amino acids)
Molecular function (GO): RNA binding
Source: RefSeq, a predicted model, not a curated record
CCUCCACGCCAGCCGGGGCGCGGUGUGGUGAGAUCAGCUGUUCAUGCACCUGUACUAGAAUCCCCGAAGAACCGUCAACAAAGAGAUCCAGCAGAACAGGGUCACGGAACCGCAGCGCCUGCUGCCGUAAACAUCAGCUUAAAAGCAGGACACGUUGUUGGUCGAGCAUGCCCAGUAACACUCAACUUCUGGAGUCUGACGAUACCGAACCGGAUCUCCCGGUACUGGUACAGAGCCUGAGCGGGUUGAGCCUACUAGAUGAUGAGUAUCAACUGGAACCACAUGAUUCGUCUCAUCUGGGUGUACUGGGUGCGGUUUUGGACCUCCAGCCGUUGUCCCAAACUGGCUCAGAAGAUGAGACCAUCAACAACAACAUUAUCAGACAUGAUGGUGAUCUGGACCAGCUGAGGGCCAGGGCCUUGGCUCUAGAACUCACCGACAUGGAGGCCCCAGGGUCGGGCGGGCUCUACCAGGACGGGCUGGGCGAGUCUCAGGGCCACCAGGAUCAGGGGAGGAUGAUGAUGUUGAUGAUGAUGAUGCAGGAGGGUGAAACUUCUUCACUCAACAGCAGGAGGAAGAGUGUCAACACUACUGAGUGUGUGAUGGUGCCAACAUCUGAACAUGUGGCAGAAAUAGUUGGCCGACAGGGUUGUAAGAUCAAGGCUUUAAGAGCGAAGACCAACACCUACAUUAAAACUCCCGUGAGAGGAGAGGAGCCAGUGUUCGUAGUGACCGGAAGGAAGGAGGAUGUCGUCUUGGCCAAACGCGAGAUUCUAUCGGCGGCCGAACAUUUCUCCCUUAUCCGAGCAUCACGCAACAAGCUGUCACCAGCCCCGGGGCUCAGCAGUAUCCCUUCUAGCCAUCCAGGCCAGACCACCAUCCAGGUCAGAGUGCCGUAUCGAAUGGUUGGGCUUGUGGUUGGACCAAAAGGAGCAACUAUUAAGAGGAUUCAGCAACAGACCCACACCUACAUAGUCACGCCAAGCCGUGAUAAAGAACCGGUGUUUGAGGUGUCCGGCAUGCCUGAGAACGUAGACCGAGCACGGGAGGAAAUUGAGGCCCACAUCGCUCUACGUACCGCCGGGAGCAUGGAUACUAUCGUAGAUGACAACGACUUCCACUACAACGGCAAGGAUGUCGGCUUUGAGUCGGGCAGCAACGGAGCCUGGCUCUUCUCCAGCGGUGUGUCAAACUUCAACGCUAACUAUGGCAGCUUCCGCAUCAGCGGCGCAGGGUACCGCAACGACAGUUCCAGCUCCCUCGGAAGCAACUCCAGCGAGUCUUACUACAGUGGCAAAGGUAGCGGAAAGGCGGAUCUCAGCCCCAGCAGUGGUGGUGCCACCCUCUGGUUUGGUGAUACCCAGAUACCCCUGGGAUCCGAAGAGUCUGCAGGAUACGACGGGCUGUCAGUGACUGCUCCAUCCUCCAAUCAGCAGCAGACCUUGUGGAGCACCUUCGAGCGUGGAGGCACCAGUUUGCCAGCUACACCACGGCUUUCUCCUUCCCUCCUUGCCCGUAUGUCUCCAUCUCUUCCCAAGGCUUUGGAUCAUCCGCUGGUUCGGUUGAUGCAGGAGAAUUCCCAGAGCCUCCCAGCCUUUGGUUCCGCAUUCUCCCCGUCUAGCGACAGCACAGGCUCCAGUUCCCCGCCGAACGUGCGCACCUACUCCAAACGCAGCCACGUUCCUAUGUGUGUACGUUGCGGCAGCGGAGACAACGUGGCGGCACUUGUCCUGGGUGGGGCGAACCUUCUCUGUCCCAAGUGUUCCAGUUCCAUCUUGCAGAUCGCAUAGAGUCUUUCCCAUCUGUUUGUGGCUCAAAACAUCUGAGUAACAUACAAGAGAGAGAAGCCGUCAACGUACACCAGAGAAGGGUGAAAACUAAUGAUAAAUUGGGAUCACAAGUAAACUUGUUUAUUUUUUACAUUGAUGCUAUUUCCUUUAAUUAUGUUUAUCGAACUGGGAAAUGCAGGUUUAGAUAAAUAUUAAAGUUGCGCAGGGGUUAAGUCGCGCUUGUCUACCUUCAUCUACAUGUUCUCUUUGUUUUCUCGUUUCCAAGGUAUCGAUUCUGUGUUUACAUUAUACAUGUGCCUGAUUCCAUGUCAGCGUUACAUAACAGUGGUAUGGGCUGGCAGUGUUGCUGCAAAACUCUGUAAAAGGUUUGUGUUUAGAUAGUAAACCUCGUUCCCUGAAACUCUCACAAGAUUUGCAUUUGUCACUACCGAGGUUAGGUGUAGGGUUUCUGCAGGACUCCAGGUAUACCGUGUAUGGAUGUUGCAUGUAAGGCCACUUCCACACCAAUACGUUUUCUUUUGAAAGUGCAUUAAUUUAGCUGUUUAUGCCUUUCAUUUGCACAAGAAUGCCGUUUUCCUCCUCCGAAAACGCUCUCCAUUACCACAUACUUUGGAAACGGUGACGUUGUAAACUGAAAACAUGUUUCAUACUUAAACAUGUUAGUGUGGACUUGGCCUUAGUCUUGCAAGACUUUGCAGAACAAGAGUUAACAUCUAGACACGACUCUGUACAAGCAUCUGUGGCCUCUAGUUUCUGUUUCUCCCACACUAGAGCAGAGAAGCUUGAGGUCCAAUGAGAGAGACAGAUGUCCUCCUGACUUUCAUCUUCCGACCCUGAUGCCUGUACUUUAAACAUCUCCAUAAUCAUUACAAAACUUGGAGGUCAUAAAAUGACUGCACAUCUCUAUAGCAAAAUAAUUUAGCCUCAUUCACGAAAUGCAAACAGAAUUAAUUUCAUCGCAAAUUGUAUGUAAAGUAAUUCUUAUUUACUGUAAAUUGGGCCUCAUUCCUGAAAUUGGAGCAGAACAAAUUUCUGUGUAAAUCGAUCAUCCGUUCUUAUAAAUAGUUGCAUUGAAUUCAAUACGAUCAUUUUCGUUAGAACCGAUUGAGAGAUUACAAUCGUUCAUAUUUAACGAAAAUUCCGUUACGACCUGAAUUUUUUGCGAGUGAAUUCGGUUGUGGAAUAUGGUUGUCACUUCCAUGAAAACAGAACUUUGGGCCUCAUUUAUGAAACACGAGGUAAACAAAUUUCUGUUUAAAUGGUUCAUAGAACCAUUCUUGCGUAAAUUGUCGCAUUUAAUUUAAUGCUACGAUUUACGUAAUCUAGAACUACAUUACAUUGGUUUUAUGAAUGAUUUACACAGAAAUUCUGCUCGUGUUUGAUAAGGACAAAUGUCGUAUUCGAUUCAAUGUGACAAUUUAUAUUAGAAUGAUUUUACGAAUAAUUUUUUCAUGAAUGAGGCGCAUUACUGUUUUGGUAUGUGUUCUUUGAACAACUCUUCUCAUUGCCUUAACUGAACGGGUCCAGCUGAGUUAUUUGUGUCAGAGAAUGAAAAGAUUUACGGUAAUUUCUUAAAGUGCAGGUUUGGACACGGCUACUGUCGACUUUUUUUUUCGUAAUCUCUGAGAACUAAACUCACUAAACACUAAAUUCAGAGAAAAUUUAAGGCAUCAGUGAUCCAUAACCUCUCAAGAUUUAAUUUUUUUUUUUUUUUUUUUACAAUUUUGUAGUAUUUCUGGAGUUUAUAUUUCAUAUAUAUAUAUAUAUAUAUAUAUAUAUAUAUAUAUAUAUAUAUAUAUCAAGAUUAAAUAUAAGACUAUUUGGUGAGCAGUUGGCUGCUGUUUGCAUAAGUAUUAGCUUGUAGAGAACUGACAAUAGGUACUAUAGAGCAGGAAUACGCACACCUGCACAUUCUUAAUAUCUAACGAUUUCUAAUCUGAGACAAAAAAGCCAAGGAUCCAAUACAUAUAUACAGUGUAUACGCUGCAUUAGGUUUGCAUACUACCAUAUUAUGAUCAAUAUAAAAGUCCUAUGUUAAACAUUACUUGGAAUUUUUGUUUAUCAAACAGAUUUUUACCAUCACACUGCUACAAUGUUUCUGUAUUUGAUCAUUUUACUGUUCUUUUAUUAUGUAUAUAUAUGCAGGGACAUUAAGGCAAAUAAGUUUUAUUCUUAAAGUUUAAAAUAGAUUUUAUGAUAAAUGGCCUUACUGUCCUGUGGCCAAAGCACUGAUAUUAUAUAUUUGCUGUAAAAAAAAAAAAAAUUAAGAUUUUUAUUUUUCUGAUAUUGAAGUUCCUUAAUAAAUUGUUUCAUUUAAAAUGUAA